Messenger RNA from Pungitius pungitius (ninespine stickleback), 10005 nucleotides. It is a transcript of the gene obsl1b, whose product is annotated as obscurin like cytoskeletal adaptor 1b. The coding region runs from base 251 to 8929 and encodes 2892 amino acids. Gene Ontology annotation, molecular function: protein binding. NCBI's taxonomy places the organism in Eukaryota, Metazoa, Chordata, Actinopteri, Perciformes, Gasterosteidae. The record is from RefSeq and is a predicted model, not a curated record. The transcript is spliced from 33 exons.
GAGGACACAAGGUAUCUGACUCUGAAGUCAGCCUGGGACAUCACUGAGCCUUCAGGAGACGGGUGGCAUUGCUUCUUCCUUCGACGAGAGAUUGCAGGCGCGGAAUGUAUGUUGACGGUCGUUCCCCGCGACUGAAGCGAGACAUUUGCAGUGCUUCUGCCAUAUUGGACGGUCUUCCCCCAGUGAAUAACUGCUACUUAUUAAUCUCCUGGACUGUUUAAGGGGAAGUGAGGCUAACACCAGAGCAGAAAUGGAUGUCUUUGGUGGCGCACCACGUUUCUUUGCCUAUCCAAGGCCUGUGGUGGUGCAAAGUGGAACUGACGCGGUCCUAAAAUGCCAAAUUGGUGGCGAUCCGAGGCCAGCAGUCAUUUGGGAGCGAAACAACAAGAAGAUCGACCCACAGGGACGAUACAGGGUCUUUGAGGAUGGUAAUGUUUACAAUCUCAUCAUUUCGGCUGUGACCACAGAGGACAGUGGCCAGUACAUAUGCAAAGCGAAGAACAGCAUUGGGGAAACAUACGCAGCGGCCACCCUGAAGGUAGAAGGCGAAGCACAAGAGAUGGAGGUCAGAGAGGAAAACAAGCCGCGGUUCCUCAUCAAGCCCCUUUCCACUCGCGCCGGUCGUGGGGACGAUGCCGUCUUCUCUUGCAAGCUCUGGGGAAACCCACGACCAGAUGUAGUCUGGGAAAAGGACGGCAGGAAACUCCACGAAAUAUUUGAAAGCACGCAUUUCAGCGUGGGCUUCCAGGACGGUGGAUGGUUCCAGCUCAAGAUCUUUAAGACUCGUGCUCCAGACGGUGGCGUGUAUACAUGCAAAGCCAGGAAUGAGUUUGGGGAAGCGUUGGCGGGAGCUGUGCUGCUGGUUGAUGCAGGCCCAGGACACGAGGAUGAGGCCAAUCGUAAUGGCUACACAAAUGGCCACUGGAAAGCCCACCAGGGAAAGCAGAGGAGUGGAAGGCAAGUCCCGAACCGGCUCAAAGAUGACACCAUGACCAAGUCUACCAAAGUGAAAAUGUUUGCAGUGACCGAGGGGAAACAUGCCAAAUUCCGCUGCUUUGUGACCGGGAAACCCAAACCAGAAAUCCUUUGGAGGAAAGAUGGCCGGCUGAUAUUGUCUGGACGGCGUUACUUGUUAUACGAGGACAGAGAAGGAUACUUCACACUCAAAGUACUGUACUGUAAGCAAAAGGAUAAUGGAGUUUAUGUUUGUGCUGCGUCAAACACUGCGGGGCAAACCCUCAGCGCCAUACACCUCUCCGUGAAGGAGCCGCCUGUGCGGUUCAAGCAGCCUCUCAUUGAUCUAGAAGUGUGGGAGCAGGAUUUGGCUGUCCUCGAGUGUGAAGUUCCAGAAGACUCCGUUCCAAUCACAUGGUAUCUGGAGGACCGACGACUGCAGCCAGGGGCCAAAUAUGGAAUGGAAGAGUGGGGAACAAAACGACGACUAACUAUCCGUGACAUCGGAGUAGACGAUGAUGGGAUUUACCUCUGCGAGAUGCCCGAUGGGGGCAGAAGCAUAGCAGAGGUAGCUGUGAAAGGGACAAUUUUGCGAAAGCUUCCAAGAAAAGUGGACGUAUUGGAAGGUGAAAAUGCAGCCUUUUGUGUUGAAGUGGACAAAGAAGAAAUGGACAUACAUUGGUACAAAGACGCCAUAGAGCUGCGGGAAACGCAUCAGACCAUCCUUAAGUCCUUUGGUCGAACUCACAUCCUAGUUUUUGUCAACACGAUGCCCCAAGACUCUGGCCUUGUGACUUUCCUCGUGGGCAGGUCUAAAACUUCAUCUCAGCUUAGAGUGAAAGCGGCCAGACAUUGUCCUCCCAGUUGUCCGGUGGGUGUGCAGAUCAACACAGAGCGGGCUAACGCUGCCCUUCUCUCGUGGGCCCCUGCUCAAGACACCCGAAAGAACCCUCCAUCCGGAUAUGUGCUUGAGCGUCAGGAAGUGGGCACAGGCUCACAGGAGUGGCUACAGUGUCUGACCACCGACUCCGCAACCUCUGUGGAGAUCCUUGGAGACAGCGUGCCAUGUGAAGCCGAUUAUCGAUUCCGCAUCUGCAGUUUAAACAAAUACGGAAAGAGCAACAAUGUUGAGUUCCCUAAAGCUGUUCAUUUGGUUCCAGUUGCCCGAAUACAAGCUCCGUUACAGGAUGCCCUGGUGCCCGAGGGGCAAGACGCCCUCUUCUCUAUUGAGCUCUCUGCUUCAGUCAUCGGUACAUGGUUUUUAAACGGUACCCAGCUGCAGGAGGACGAGCAUUAUUGCAUACGCAGGUCACGAACACACCAAUCUCUUCGCAUUCGAGGAGUUCGGGAUACAGACAAUGGAGCCGAGAUCACGUUCAUUGCCUAUGGCAUCCGUGAUUCUGCCGCACUGUACAUUCAAGCUCCACUUGUCAAGUUUUCACCAAUGUCAGAAAUGGAUCGAAACAAAUUUGUAGAAGUAGGGAACCCAAUUGUGCUCUACUGUGAGCUGUCAGACCCUGCGGUUCCAGUGCACUGGUACAAGAAUGGGGUGGAAUUACAAACCCUGGAGGGUCUGCAUAUCCAAUCAGAGGGCACCAUGAGAAGAAUUGUCAUCCAAUCUGCAGAGUUCUCACACUCUGGAGUGUAUUCCUGUGAUGCCAUUGAUGAUGUCAUCCGGUUCAAUGUGGAAGUAGAGGCCCCACCAGUGAGGUUUUCAGCACUUCCAGAUGCUGAGAGGAACAAAACCAUCGAAAAAGGCUUCCCCAUUGUUUUAUGCUGUAAGCUCUCAGAUCCCGCUGCCCAGGUGCACUGGUACAAAGAUGGUUCAAAGCUUCACCACCAAACCGGAGUAGAAAUUCUUACUGACGACUUGGCGAGAAAACUGAUUGUCUAUUCAGCAGAAUUUUUCCACUCCGGUUUAUACUGCUGCAAGACAAAGGGUGACGCUGUCACGUUCAGUGUGGACAUCAAAGCUCCACCUGUGAAGUUCUCAGCAAUUCCUGAGGAAAUGAGGACCAGGUCGAUCGAAGCAGGCUGCCCUAUUAUUCUCCAGUGCGUGGUGUCGGAUCCCGAGGCCCACGUUUGCUGGUACAAGGAUGAGACGCAGCUCAUUUCAAACGCUGGCUUAGAAAUCCAAUCAGAGGGCAACACAAAGACGUUAGUUGUUCAGUCUGCAGAGCUUUGCCACUCUGGUGUGUACAGAUGCAGCACACAGGAUGAUACCAUGGAGUUUCAAGUGGAGAUCAAAGCUCCACCUGUGAGAGUUACAACACUUUGUGAGGCUGAAAGGAACAAGUCUGUUGUCGUUGAUGAACCAAUCGUGCUGCAAUGUGAGAUAUCAGAUCCUAAAGCUCAAGUUAAUUGGUACAAGGAUGGAAUAAGUCUACGGGAAGCAGCUGGUCAAGACAUGCUGGCAGAAGGUUCCAUAAGAACAUUGGCUAUCCAGUCAGCGAUGCUGUCUCAUGCAGGGACUUACAGCUGCAAGACAACAGAUGAUGCCCUGCAAUUUCAUGUGGAUGUUAAAGCUCCCCUUGUGAAGUUUUCUGCUUUAUCUGAGGGUGACCAGAAACAGACGGUCAUGGCAGGCUUUCCCAUUGUUCUACAAUGUGAGCUGUCAGAUCCCACGGGACAGGUCAGCUGGUACAAGGAUGGAACAAAGCUACCACCCAAAAAGGGAGUAGACCUCCAGUCAGAAGGAAAUGUGAGGAGUCUAGUUGUCCCAACAGCAGAGCCGGCUCACAGCGGCGUAUAUCGUUGCGAGUCAAAGGAUGACGACAUCCAGUUUGCUGUGGAAGUAAAAGCACUACCUGUGAAGUUCUCAGAGCUUCAAGAGACUGACAAGAGCAAGUCCGUCCAAGAAGGUUCUCCAAUUGUCCUCAGCUGUGAACUCUCUCACGAUCCCUCUGCUCGUGUCGACUGGUACAAGGAUGGGUCGAAACUCCUACCAAAAAACAACAUGGAAAUACAGUCAGAUGGUCUUACAAGGACAUUACUCAUCCACUCAGCUGAAAACGUAGAUGGCGGCACCUAUGAAUGUUCAACAUCAGAUGACACCGUCACAUUUACAGUCAACGUAGAAGGCCGAUCGCCAGAGAUCAUGCCAAUCCCACUGUCUGAAAAAUACAAGAUGGUUGCAAUGGGUUGUCCAAUUAUUCUGCAGUGUGAGGUCUCAGACACUGUGGCACAGGUUUCCUGGUUUAAAGAUGAGGUGGAGCUUUUUAGCAAAACUGGCCUCGAUAUGAAAAGAGAUGGCAGCCUGCGGAAGCUAAUGAUCCAUUCUGCUAAGGUCUCCGACUCUGGCAUCUACAGUUGUAGCCUCGCUGAGGAUGUUGUGACAUUCCAGGUGGACGUCGAAGCCUCACCUGUGAGGUUUUCAGAACUUCCAGAGAUCGCAAGAAACAAAUUUAUCGAAGCAGGCUGUCCAAUAAAGCUGCAGUGUGAAGUCUCAGAGCCAACUGCGCAGGUCUAUUGGCACAAGGAUGGAGAACAGCUACCUCCAAAGAGCGAAGAUGAAAUCCAAAUCCAAGCGAGAGACAGACUGAGAGCAUUGGUUAUUACAUCAGCAGAAGUCAGACACUGUGGUGUGUACAGCUGUGAGGCCGCAGAUGACCGUAUAGAAUUCAAGGUGGAUGUUGCAGCUCUUACAGAGGCUGAGAGGAGCAAAUCUGUUGAAGCAGGCAGCCUGAUCAAUCUGCAGUGUGAGACUGCAGACCAGACAGGCCAGAGUUCCAGGUGUGAGGAUGGAAUAAAAGUCUCGCAAAAUUUGGGUACAAACAUGGAUUCAGAGGAUGAUAAGCGGACACUGGCUAUGAUGUCGGCUACGUCUUCGAGCUCUGGAGUGUACGGUUGUAAAACCAAUGAUGAUUCAGAUUCCAACGAUUUCUAUGUGGAGGUGAAAGCUCCCCUGGUAACAUUUGGCGAUAUCCCAGAGGAAGACCUUUUCAAGAGUGUCGUGGAACAAGAACCGUUUGUUCUGUCAUGUGAAGUAUCAUGGGCUGAUGCCGUUGUCCAGUGGUACAAAGACGGAAUGGAAAUGCAACCAUGCAACAACAUUGCAAUGCGAGCAGAGGGCACCAAAAGGAAUGUGACAGUAAAUGCAGCCCGACUGUCCGACGGAGGCACGUACACAUGCCGUGCAGGAGACAAUGUUCUCAUGUACAAGGUGACCAUCCGAGAACCUCCGGUACUGAUAAUCUACCCCAAAGAGGAUGUCCACCUUGACCGCCACGUCCCCGAGGAAAUUAUUCUGAGCUGCGAGUUGUCUCGUCCGAAUGGCGUCGUCAGUUGGUACAAAGAUGGUCAAAAGCUGCAAGAGAGCGAGAACAUCAAGCUUAAGAUUGAAGGCCCUUAUCGACGCCUGAAGAUUAUUUCUAGUGGAGUGGAAGAUUCCGGAGAAUACGUCUGUGAUACAGCAGAUGCUUCGAUAUUCUUUCAACUUAGUAUUACAGAACCUCCAGUGCAGAUUGUGUCCCCGAGUCAGUCCCAAAUGGAGCUGUGCCAGCAGACCUCUGAGAGGAUGGUGCUGAGCUGUGAGAUCUCGAGGCCCAAUGCAGUGGUGCGCUGGUAUCGAGACGGACUCGAGGUGGAGGAGAAUGACAAUCUCCUUCUAGAGGUGGAUGGUGUCUACAGAAGACUUAUCAUACCAGAAACUACUGUCAAAGAUUCCGCCGAAUAUGUCUGUGAUACUGCAGACGACUCCAUGACAUUCUUUGUAAACAUAGCAGAGGCUCCUGUUCGUUUUGUGCGUCCAAGGAAGAUGGCAAGUAGAGUGGAAAAAGUGGCAGGGGAGACUCUUGUUCUAGACUGUGAGGUUUCAAGAUCAAAUGCAGAGGUCACCUGGAAGAGAAACGGGGAAGAAGUAGAAGACUCCAGAAAGAUCACCAUCCUCGAAGAUGGUUUCAUGCGUCAAUUAACUGUUCACUCACUGACCAUGGGGGACGCUGGGCAAUAUGUUUGCGAUGCAAAGGAUGAUGUGAUGGAUUUCCAUGUAAAAGUCCAAGACUUGCCGGUGAAGAUUCUUGGAAAAACCGACGCAAAAAACGAAAAGCAGUUCUUGGUAUAUGACGACAUUAUUCUAGUGUGCGAACUGUCCAGAUCCAAUGCCGCAGUCAGCUGGUACAAAGAUAAUCAGCUCAUUGAUGACACUGAGAGAUACUGUAGCGAACACCAAGGUGUUUUCAGAUCACUGGUUGUCCUAAACGCUGGGCUAGAGGAUUCAGGAGAAUACACCUGUGAUGCAGUAGAUGAUAAGAUGAUCUUCUAUAUCACGGUCAAAGAGCCUCAAGUACAGAUCAUUGGGAACUCGGGCCACCCGGAGCAUCACAUCCUGGUAGCAGGAGACGACCUUAUUUUGGAGUGUGAGGUGUCUCGGCCAAACGCCAGCGUUCAGUGGCUUUGGAAUGGCGAGAUCUUAAAACCAGACACUCGUAUAAAGAUUGACAGCUACGAUGUUGUGAGGAAACUGGUUCUCUCUGGACUCCGGCCCUCCGACUCCGGUAACUACAUUUGUGAUGCCGUAGAUGACAAGUUGACAACAAUAGUUGAAGUCCACGAGCCCAUGGUCAAGUUUGAAAACAAGAGAACAAGUAAUAACCUCUCAGCCUAUGAAAACGAGAGUGUUACAAUGUGUGCCGUUGUUAGCCACGAAAGAGCUAACAUCCGUUGGCUGAAAGAAGGCCAACUAUUAAACGGGGACAACAUUCACAUCUCCAGUGAGGGUAACACCCACAAGCUCACCAUUAAUCCGCUGCAGCUGUCAGAUUCUGGAGAAUAUGUUUGUGAUGCAAAGACAGAUGAGAUGUAUUUCAGUCUUUUAGUCAAAGAAAUGAAGGUGAAAUUCCUCAGACCCCUGGAGAACACCGUGUCUCAGAAGGGCAGCGCUGUUAUAUUAAGAUGCGAGAUCAACAAGCCCAAAGGAGAUGUUCAGUGGCUCAAAGAUGGCCAAGAAAUCAGCCCAAGCCGCCGGCACACAAUAAGGGCACAAGGUCGAGAGCGAAGCUUCACACUCCACCAACUGGUGGAAGGAGAUGCUGGAGAAUACAGCUGUCAAUCCACAGAUGACCGAACUUCAGCUACGGUCACUGUAGAAACUCCCCGUGUUGUCGAGUUCAUAGCGGAGCUUCAUAACACCACCGUCCGCGAAGGAGAAGACGCGGUGUUCAAGUGUGUGGUCUCACCAGAGGACGCCCGGCUGGUGUGGCGCUUAAAUGGCAAAAGAGUAGCUCUGACUAAGCGCACUGUCAUUUCAAGUAACGGACUGUGCCACAUGCUCUGCAUCCACAACUGCAUGGUUUCAGAUAGCGGCCGAGUGACAGCUGAUGCAGAGGGUUCGGUAUCAGAGGCCGAACUCCAGAUUCAAGAACAACAAGUGUUGUUCACCAAGAAAAUGACACCAGUUGUAGCUGAGGAGUGCAGUGAGGCCACUCUGGAGGUGGAGGUGAGUCUGGAUUCAGGAGAGGUGCAGUGGAUGAGGCAAGGGGUCUUGAUCCACCCUGGGGUCAAGAAUAUCCUCAAUCACAACGGCCGAAAACACAGUCUCACCAUCCACAAACUGGCCUUGUCCGACCGAGGCCUCUACAGCUGUGAAACCCUCCACGACCGCACGCAGGCCCAUCUCACAGUGGAACCUCGAAAAAUCACAAUCAAGAGAGGGCUGACUGACAUCAAAACCACGGAGCGAGAAACGGCCUCGUUGGAGGUGGAGCUCUCCCAUCCAGACGUCUCAGGCACCUGGACCAGGAACGCCGUCAAGCUCAAGCCGACCAAUCACUUCCGCAUGAGUGCCAAGGAACUGGUCCACAGCCUCACUAUCUCCAACCUAUCAGUGGAAGACACCGGCACCUUCACGUUCAGUGUGGACAAUGUGAAGACCUCCGCGAGGCUUGUUGUGAAGGAACCCCCGGUGACCGUUUUCAGAAAACUGGAGGACCAGAGGUUCCCUGAAGGGGCAGUGAUCUCUCUCGAGUGUGAGCUGUCAAGACACAACCUUGAUGUGAAAUGGAUGAAGAAUGGGCUUGAGGUGAAGCCUGGCAAGGACCUGCGCAUUUAUGCAAUGGGAAGGAAACGCUUUCUUCAGAUCAUGAAAUGCAAUGUCGGUGAUUCUGGCACGUACACCUGCGAUGCUGGAGACGUCACCACGAGCUGCACCGUGGACGUCUAUGAGCGUGAGCUGCUGAUCCUCCAGGCCCCGAAGGACCUGGGCAUCCAGGAGGACCAGAACGCUGUGUUUGUUUGUGAGCUCUCAGUGGAGGAUGUGCCGGGGGAGUGGUACAAAAACGGGGAGAGAAUACAGCCCACCAGCACCAUCAAGAUCCGGCAGGAAGGGACCAAACAUUUUCUUCUUAUGUGCAACGUGAAAGCAGAGGACUCUGGAGAGAUCAAGUUUGUCUGCAGAAGUAUUGAAUCUGUCGCGUACCUGGAGGUGGAAGAGCUCCCGGUGAACAUUGUGAAACCUCUGCAGGACACGACGGCCCUCGAGAAGAGCCGCGUGCUCCUCGACUGCACCGUGUCCAACCCCAGAUGCAGCAUCCGCUGGUACAAAGGCAGCAGCGUCAUCCUGCCCUCCGAGCGCUUCGAGAUCUGCAGCGAGGGCUGCUACCGCAAACUCAUCCUGCAGCAGGUGGUGCUGGACGACGAGGGGACGUACAGCGUGCAGGUCGGAGAGCACUCCUGCUCCGCCAAGCUGACCGUGGAGGCCCGGUCCCCGCUGCUGGUCAGAGAGCUGAGGGACGUGGAGGUCACGGCCCCCGACCCAGCCUGCUUUGAAUGUGAGCUGUCGGGGCCCGUCCUGCGAGGCCCCGCGUGGAGCCUGAAGGGCGAGCCCCUGCAGCCGGGCCCCCGGGUGCUCGUGGAGACGAUGGGCGCGGUGCACAGGCUGACCCUCAGACAGACCUCCCCAGACAUGAGCGGGGAGGUGGGGUUCACCUCCGGGGGGGCCAAGAGCAGAGCCCAGCUUCGGGUACGCAGUGAUCCGUGAUCUUGGGCCUGUCGUCAGCUGACAUGGAUGCAGCCUUUAAGUUAUAACUAUUGUAUGUAUUUACAAACAGUGUGUCUAUAAAAGUGGUUUAAACAGGGUUUUCAUGCAGUUAAUUAAGGGAGUGGAUUUUCUUUCAUUAACGAGCGUUGGAGAAUUGUCUUUAUGAAAUUGUAAAAGUUCAUGUAAAAGUUGUCAUAGUUGGUGUGAUUUUGAAAUACCUCCUUAAUUCUAAUCCUAAUUGCAGUUUGGAUGUAAAUAAUAUUAACCAUGUUAUGGAAGUAAAAACAUCUAUUAUCUAUUCAUGCCACAAACACCUGAUUUAAAAACAGAUUAAAUGAAUGGGAAACUACAAUUUUGGUUUAAAAAAUGUGACAUUAGAAAAAUGAAUGAUUGGUAGUUAAUAAACGAAUGAUUGUUAGUUAAUAAACACAAAUAUACGAGUCCUAUAUGUCAUAUGUUAAUUGCCCUUUUAGGACAUUAGCUCUCUCCUGCAUGAACACCAGUUAGCUUUCAUCUUUAAACAUUUCUCAUUUGCAAAAGACAUGUCCAGUUGUGCUAAUUAUUAAGCAAUAUAACCUGAUUUGCCGAUAUUUUAGUUUUCUCAUAUAUCAGAAGAUGGUUUUCAGUUUUAACUGUUACUAUACAAUAUUCUGUGUAUAAUUUUGAUUUUACAAUGGAUCAAAGCAACGAUGCAUUACAUUUAACAAUUCAAAAAUCUUUUUAUCAGUUUUCAGUUGUAUAGAUACAAGGUUCUUUUUUUACAUUUUUGAUUUGAAGUUUGAAAGAAGACAACUUUGUUGUGCAGAAUGGGCUUGUAAUGUAAAUACAUUAGGACAAAAAUCCAGUGAUUUAGGAAAGAAAUGGGUAAAGAAAAGGACUUGAUCGCCCUGAUUGAUGCUAGUUUGAUUGUUGAGAGAGUCUUGUGUUGAAUGAUAGUCGUUUUCAUAUGAAAUCUGUUAUAUUCCAUUUGACUUGUUUCCUCUACCAUGUUGUGCUGAGCGUAAAGGUAUGUGACAAAAAAGAAAUGCUGUAGUAAUAUAAUAAUAUGACCUCCUUAAAUAAAACAUGCUUUGUGA